AUGGGGAAAAUUGGAAAGAAAGAGCUUUUAUUGAAGGUCUUGGCUUUUGUAUCGACUGCACUUCUUUCUAUCAGUUUUGCGUUUCCCGAAUGGAUAAGCUUUCCAACAGGAGAGACAACGGGGAUUUUCCAAAACUGUUUCAGCGAAUUUGAAUCUAGUGCUGAUGCCAGUGAUGAAGAGAACGAUACUGUUCCCGAGCCGGAGCCAGAGCCUGACUGCAUUGUCAAGACGAGUGAAGAGUUUGAGAAUGAGCUUUGGACAAUUGUUCCGAUUUCCGGCGGCGUUUUUCUUUCAAUUAUUGGGUUUGUUCUCAUUGGCAUUGACAACAAGGGUCGAUUAUCUAAAGCUGGAGCAGUUAGUCAGGUGAUUGGAGCACUAAUUUAUUUUACUGGCGUAGCGGUAUGGCUCUCAAAGGAUUACGACAAGCCAGAUGCUCAAAUUGGUUGGGCUCUCAUUGUUGGAAUUAUUGGGAUCUGUAUGAGCUUGAUUGUCGGGCUUGCUUCUCGGCUAACUCGCCUCUCCUGCAAUAGAAACCAAAGUUAUGAAACUACCGAUGAAACAACAGCAAAUCCUUUCCCAGAAGACCCCGUUCCCGAUACUGACACCAUUCCUGAAACUCAUACUGCUAUGUAG
Messenger RNA from Oikopleura dioica, 633 nucleotides. The record is from the annotation of a GenBank genome assembly. Lineage: Eukaryota; Metazoa; Chordata; Appendicularia; Copelata; Oikopleuridae.